AAGGUGUGAUUUAUUUACAGGCUGUCUGUCUCACUGUUUCUUUUGUGUCUGUCUCUGUCUCGACUGUUAUAAUCUCGUUUAUCGGAUCUCCGGCACCAUGGCCUUCUUCGGUUUAACACACCUGGGCUAUCAGAACCCAGUGGGCGAUAAACUGAGAGUGAGUCCCAGAGUAGCGUCUCAUCCCCGGGACGGUGGGAUGAGCAACAGAGCGGGAUCAUCUCUUCAAGAACAACAGGGAUCCCUCAGAUGUACUGACACAUGCAACGUUUACCACCAGCCUUUUCCCUGCAGCACUGACAUCCACCAUGGGAGCCAUGAGCGAUACAAAGAGAUGGUCAAACGGGUUCAAACACCCAGAUCCCCUGACCAGCUGUACAUAAUGCCUCUGACAGACAACCAGCAGUACGGAUGGGUGACGUCCAGGAGUCCUGAACCAUGGACCCAAGCCAAACGGUUUCCCCGAAAGAACAGUGAGAUGACAAAGUUUGUUGAAAAAAUGUCAACGACAGACCCAGAGUUCAGCCUGUUCUGACCAACAGCCCUUUGUCUUCAGUUAUGACACACACACACACACACACACACACCAGAGGCAGCACCACUUCUGAUGAGAUUAAACUGACAGUAGAUCCACUUUUUGCCUCUCACUAAUGUUUUUUAACGUAGUUUUUUAUGGUAGUUUCUCUGGAAAUAUAGGUUUCAACCUCUUUAGCUCACAACUUUUAUAAAGGAAGUCUGAAGGUGUCGAUAUACAAAACAUUUAAAUGUACAAUAUUUUCUGUCGUUAGGGGUCUCUCAGCCAAAACAAUGACAAACAGAGGAAUAACUUCAUUGCAGUUAGUUUCUCUCAGUUAGGAUUUCUUCAGUGUUCAGUGUUCAGGAGAUUUUUGCCAAGAGCUGAAUUAUCAGCGGAAGUCUCUUCCUCUCCAAAACAAACAGACCAGGUGAUUUAAACAGGUAAAAACACAAAAUAAAGCAGUUUUGUGUUAAAAAUCUGUGCUUGUUUCUCUGAUAAUUUCAGAUCCAGACAUCUGAUAACUAAAAUCAUUCACGUGUACAAUGUAUAUAAUUAAAAAUGAUCAAGAUAUAAGAAGCGUAUUGUAAAAUUUUGGUUCUAAACUGGUUAAAAAGUCAAUGUAUGACAGCUUCAUGUGCAUGCACAGAGGGGAUAUGAUGCCACUGUCAGGCGAUAGCAACAAUUACACACAAUUAGAUCCUGUCCUUGAUUUCUCUGGGUUUGAUCAUUGUUGGAUACUUUUGGGAAAAUGUGACUGCACAACUCAACAAAAUAUAGAACACAGGUGUAGUCACUUUAAGACAUUUAAAUGUGGAAACGUUACACAUAUCUCUAAGGCUGCUGAAUGGGAUAAAAAUGUCUGUAUUAAACAAGCAAAAAAAAAUUCCCCCAAAAAUUCAAAACUGAUUUCUGCAUUUAUAUUUUGCAUCAUAAGAUAAAAAGUCAUCGUACCACCUCUCUUCUGCAGAUUCAAAGGCACUAAUGGACUGGUUCAUAGAGAGAGUGAGAUCCUACUGCCCUCUAGAGGAAGUAAAAAUAAUUACAUCUGAAUUUUGGAUGAUACUGGUCUGCAUGUGAUUAGUUGAAAACAGAGUUUAGUAACUGGGCCAUGAGGAGGUCUUUACUAGAGUCACAGCAGGUGUCCUGAUUUUCUAAAUUAGGAAACAUAACACUGUUUGCAGAUGGUUGCUCACACUUAUAAGCAGCAGGAAUUGAGAAACGUUGAGCUGUUCAGGAACAUUUCAUCACUCAGCAGCAAAAACAAUGUUACAUUAUUCUUCCUGAAGAAAUCUGUCACUGAUAUUUCAGUGCAGAAGGAAUGAAUUCUGAGGAGGUCAUUAAGAACACAGGCUCGUUUUCUCACGUCAUCAAGGUAACACAAGAAGUCAAAGGUGAUCAAGCUGGAUUUGAACACUAACCCUCACCCUUCAAAAGGCAUAAAAUGUCCCAAAAAGUACUUCAUAAGCUUCAUUCAGAACAACAGAAAUGUCAGAUUAGUGUGUCAAAACACCAAAGGCUGUUACUUACCAUAACUUGCCUGUAGAUGGUGCAAAGUGACACAUGUAUAUCUGUGGUACUGCUGGUCCUGUAGCUCUGCAGUUGAACACCAUUGAUUUGGUUUGGUCUCAGGGGACUUCCACCAGUGACAGCGUCCUUGUUUUGGUGGUCCAUUAAUGUGGCAUGUAGUCCAACCCUCCAUAAGUCCAAACAAGGUGGUGACCCUGCCAAAAAAAGACGUACAUAUUAUUAUGAGGUCUGUUUCUUUCGCAGUAAAACUGGAGACUAGUGAACAGGGAAUCUUAUGUUUCUUACAAUUACUGUCAUCUAACUUGAAGAAUACAUUUGUUUACAGCGUCACUGGAUAUUCAGUAUAAUGAUAUAAUUAUUAAAGGGACAGUUCACCCCCAAAUCAAAACUACAGUUGUUUCCUCUUACCUGUAGCCCUAUUUAUCAGUCUGGAUUGUUUUGGUGUGAGUUGCCAAGUGCUGGAGAUAUUUGCCGUAGAGAUGUCUGCCUUCUCUUGGAUAUAACAGAAGGAAAAAAAAAAAUACAUUUGAAUAACUCUU
This is a messenger RNA of Epinephelus moara (kelp grouper), 2580 nucleotides long. Its product is annotated as testis-expressed protein 49-like. The record is from RefSeq and is a predicted model, not a curated record. The transcript has 4 exons. NCBI's taxonomy places the organism in Eukaryota, Metazoa, Chordata, Actinopteri, Perciformes, Serranidae. The coding region runs from base 98 to 532 and encodes 144 amino acids.